Molecule: messenger RNA, 1566 nt
Organism: Geodia barretti
Lineage: Eukaryota; Metazoa; Porifera; Demospongiae; Tetractinellida; Geodiidae
Source: the annotation of a GenBank genome assembly
AUGAACGACAUCACUCUACGAAAAUUCGAGUGGGCAGACAUCGAGUACGUCACCCAACUGUUCACCAGCAUCAGCGGAGCGGGGGGCACAGAAAAAGAGGUCGACUCCGAGCUUGUGCGACAGACGCUUUCGCACCCGUCAGUGCGUCCUGAGGCCAACCUGACGCUCGCCCACUCCGGUGCCAAUCUCGUUGGCUACUAUCAGCUCUUCCCCGAAAUCCAAAUAAGUCGCGCGGUUAUCGCCGGCGGUGUGCUCGAACAGCACAGGGGAAAGGGAAUCGGCAGGCAACUGCUGAGCGCAGCAAUGGAGCAGAUCGAGGCCCUUAACGUAUCAGUGCUGCACAUCCAGACAUCCGCAGAUGCCACUGACGCCCGGCACAUACUGGAAUCCGAAGGUUUCGAGCAGGUGAAAGACUACUGGCAGAUGCGCUGGACGGGCGGCGACCUCCCAGAGUUGAAUCUGCGGUCCAACUUCAGCCUGAAGCCCUUCAGGCUGGGCGAGGACGAGGCGAUGCUGACCGAGCUCCAGAACUCCGCGUUCGGUCAACACUGGGGCUUCUGCCCAAACACAGUAGAGGAGACCGCCGCAAGGGUCCGAAUCGCUAACACCGAUCCAGACGGCAUCAUCUUCGUGAUGGACGGCGACAGGCCCGCAGGAUACAACUGGACGCUCAUGAACAAAAACCGGGGCAAUGGUCUGGGCACAGCCGUCGUCGUGACCGGAAUGGAGUAUCUCAGGCAGCAGGGCGUGGACGCAAUCGAACUGGAGGUGGAUUCCGAAAACACUCCAGCCCGCGAGUUGUACCUGAAGCUCGGUUAUCGACAGGCCGAUCACCGGAUACGCCGACGAGACCCGACUGUACCCGCCGCCAUUGAGGCAACCAACCGCCUCAACCCCGCGUUCGCGGUUAUCUGCGGCGACCUGGUCCACGACGCUGCCGACCAGUCGCAAAUCGACGAGCUUAUACGCAUCACGUCAACGCUGGACGGCGGUAUCCCGAUGCGCCUCGUCUCCGGCAAUCACGAUGUAGGAAAGGCUCCUACACCCGAUUCACUCGCGCUAUAUCGGCAGCGUUUCGGUCUGGACAACUACUCCUUCGACCACGGCGACUGCCACUUCGUUGUCAUCAACAGCUCGGUGGCAUUCGACCCCGUCAACGUUCCGGCGGAGUGGGACCGCAUCGUCCAGUUCAUGAUCGACGACCUCAGCGCCGCCAGAAGGCGAGGCGUACAGCACCUCGUACUGUUCACCCAUCACCCGCUGUUCCAGGAGCAUGCCGCUGAAGCGGACAGCAUGUGGACCGUCCCGAUCGAGCGACGCGACGUUAUCGUCAGGAUACUCAGGGACUUCGACGCGUCAGCGGUAUUUGCCGGACACCUGCACAAGAACGUCUAUGCCGACGAUGGUGGGCUGAUGAUGGUCACGACCGGCGCGGUGGGCUAUCCACUCGGCCCCGAUCCUUCAGGCAUCAGAAUCGUACACAUGCAAGAGGACGCGAUACGGCACCGGUACUACGGCAUGAACUCGGUCCCCGACUCUCUGCCGGGGCUGGGAAGCUCGGGCUAA